Molecule: messenger RNA, 1872 nt
Organism: Pseudomassariella vexata
Lineage: Eukaryota; Fungi; Ascomycota; Sordariomycetes; Amphisphaeriales; Pseudomassariaceae
Exons: 9
Coding region: 305-1771 (488 amino acids)
Source: RefSeq, a predicted model, not a curated record
ACACGGCCACCUAACCGGCCUGCUGCGGAGAGAGAGCCGCUUCUUCGUAAGCAUCUUCAGCAGGCAAAGAGAUCUUACUAUCUCGUUCUCUUUCAACUAACCAGCGGGUAAUUUGACACUUUCACUUGCUGGCUGGUGGAUAGGUUUGAUCGAGCAAAGAGGCGGUUGGUGGGAGCACCUCCUCUUCAGGAUACACGAGAUAGCUAUCUCUAUCGACCGACUGUCACUUCUCACCACUAUGGGUCCUUAAUAGAAAGUCCGUCCUGAACCACGCGACUUCGACCGAGUGCUCUGAUCUACCGCCAUGGACAUCGGUGCCAACGCCUUGGGAUCAUCGCUCCUCGAUGGAUGUUGCCUCGAGGCCGAGCGUGCCGAGAGAGUUGGCAUCGGCCUCGAAGGCCUGCGGAACUCUUUAAACGACAGCCUCCGGCCGCAUCUGACUGGACUGAUCGGAGAAGUUCACUCUACCAGCCGACUGCUUCGUGAUCUAGCAGACCAGUCUCAAAUACAUAUCUCCCGCGUCCCCGUCGUUAUUGACUACCUCAAUGUCAUCCUUCCAUGCCUAUGCAGGAGUCUCCGUGAUAUCACCACAUUCUACGAAGAUCGUUCGCAGCCGCGAGAUCGGAGAUGGAAAAAGAUGUAUCACGAGAUGAGCAGCGAGUUACUCGGCACAACUCUCCCAGCCCGCUUUGUCAUGUACAAUCUUUUCCUUGUGAGCCUGCAGCAUCUGCUGACAAAGUCUCCCAACUUCGACAUGAACGGUCUCGAGUCACUCCGCACGAGAAUACUCCAGCUCAGAGAGGCAAGAGGGAUCCCCCCUCCAAGUCCGAUCCAGCGGUCUCUUAUCCGUCGCAAUGGUGCCCCGAACUUCUGGGCCCAAGAAACGAACUCCCAUUGGGCUGAAUCCAUAUUCACCCAGCCUUUGCCAUCGCGAACCGAGCUAGAGAAACCAGGCCGGACCUUGUCUGAAGCGUAUGGCCCAUUGCAGCGUCUUGGCCAACUGAACAUAUCCCCAGAUGUCAAAAUACUCAUCAAAAGAUCCUUCGACAACGACCGUCUUUCUGUCACAUUUUUCUUAGAGACAAGUGACGAAGCCCCCUUUCUCCUCAUCCGUACGAUGCAGUUCGGCUCGUCGUGGGUCUCCUUGAGAGGCGCCCAUGAACUAUCCAUUCGCCGGGGCACCAGCAACACAUUGACCCUCACCCGUUGGAGCAAGAGUGAAGAGCACUCCAAGCCGUGGGCAAUUUUGUCAUUCAUCACCUGUGAAGAACUAGUUCUAUUUUACUGCACUUUUGUCUGCCUCAAAGCUCGUAGCGUUCUGACGAUCGACCGACAUCCGGAUGAAUUCAAGCUUAGAAAAGAAUCCAAAGUUUUCCAGGCAAAAAUUAUCGAUGAUGGAUAUGAACACAUCCUCAAUGUCUUCCAGGAUCCCCACUCUGGUCGCAAACGCCUUCACGCUUCAGUCUGGGAUGGAGAGUUGAGAUUCUGCCCGGUUUGGACGGCAUUUCUUCCAGAUGCGCCCCCAAAGGAGUGGCUGCUGAAGAAGAGCCGGUAUCGCGUGCAAAUUCGCGAUAUCCAACCGUAUGUGUUCUGUCAGAACUACCGGGCACACAAACAACGCAAGGGCAAAUACGGUGCCUUCGAGUUGAAUUUUGCAAAGGAUGCAGGUGCCACUCAUUUCAAAGAUCUUUUCGACCCUCGACCUCCGCCAACAAUAGUAUCUACCGAGUCGGAUGACUCGGGCGACCCAGGCCCCAGCGGUCAGCAAUGAAGAUCCAACACGGAAUCUCGAAAACAGGCCACACAGUUUUGUUUUAUUUUGCGUUUACUGCGUCACGAUGCUUGAUAUUUUCUUGCUCUACCUUGCAGGUU